Messenger RNA from Talaromyces stipitatus ATCC 10500, 1161 nucleotides. RefSeq lists its product as uncharacterized. Lineage: Eukaryota; Fungi; Ascomycota; Eurotiomycetes; Eurotiales; Trichocomaceae. Gene Ontology annotation, biological process: regulation of transcription by RNA polymerase II. Gene Ontology annotation, cellular component: nucleus. The record is from RefSeq and is a predicted model, not a curated record. Bases 1 to 1161 code for a protein of 386 amino acids. The transcript is spliced from 5 exons.
AUGGCGCAUAACGACUGGGUGGAUUGGUGGCUUCAGACCAAUUUUGGGAGAAAGAGCAAGAUUAACUGGGAUUCGACGCGACAUGCAGAGAUUUGGGACUAUUAUCACCAGGUUGCUCAUAGUGUAGAUGGUGCGCUAAAGGUCAUGUGUCAACGCUGUGGAGCUAUUCUUGAGCACCCCUAUACUGUUAACUCAAAGACAAAGGGCAAGAUACAAUAUCAUGGCACAUCAACAAUGCAGAAGCACCUUAAGACAGCAGGGCGUUUAAAGAGUGAACGAGGGAAGAGAGCAGAGAUAACUGAAUUUCUUAAGAAUAGUGCGUUUAUAGCAAUCACAGGCUAUUUUAUUGAUGCUGAUUGGGUCUAUCGCGAGGUACUACUUGGGUUUAAGCCUCUUUAUGGGCCACAUACUAGUGUGAACCUAAGUAGCGUCGUUCUUCAAACUCUUAUGGAGCAUAACCUUGAAUCACGAGUAUUUGGGUUAACAACGGAUAAUGCAUCUAAUAAUAAGACCUUGAUUCCAUGCCUUGCUCAUGUUAUUCAGCUCAACUUCAACCAGCUUCUUGAUCGCAUUAAGUCAAGACUAGCCCAAGCGAAUGCGCAGCACCAAGGGCGAGAGAUAUCUUAUACCUUAAAUAAGGUCCGCUAUCUCGUAAUCUAUGUGAACGCAAGUCCUCAGCGCCGGGAGACUUUCUAUAAUCUCCAGACGUCAAGCGUGAAGCUAGUGCCUAUCCAAGAUGUGAGAACUCGAUGGAAUUCAACUUUUCUAAUGCUUCGUCAGGCAAAGCGUCUACGCAGUAUCUUUACGCCAUUUUGUGCAGAGUAUGACUGUGAAGAGAUGUUACUUCAGGAUGAGGAGUGGCGCCAGGUUGACUAUCUUCUUUCACAUUAUGUGUUUAAGAUUUACAAUAAACUCUUCGAACACCUUAAGCAGUUAAUGAAGCAGCUACGACGAAAGCGCGCUCCAUGGAAGCAACAAAUGCUUCAUGCACUAGAGGCUGGUCAGACAAAGCUUGAUGAGUACUACUCUCAAACUGAUUAUAUUCCAGGGCACAUCUAUGCAGUCAGUACGAUGCUGGCACCAGUGAAUAAAUUCAAAUUCUUCCUUACAAAGGAUUGGGAUCAGAAAUGGCGGGAUAUCUAUCGCAAGUCCUUCCAAUAG